Dendronephthya gigantea is the source of this 1559-nucleotide messenger RNA. Its product is annotated as N-acetylglutamate synthase, mitochondrial-like. Gene Ontology annotation, molecular function: L-glutamate N-acetyltransferase activity, acting on acetyl-CoA as donor; arginine binding. The transcript is spliced from 14 exons. Lineage: Eukaryota; Metazoa; Cnidaria; Anthozoa; Malacalcyonacea; Nephtheidae. Bases 135 to 1559 code for a protein of 474 amino acids. The record is from RefSeq and is a predicted model, not a curated record. Gene Ontology annotation, cellular component: mitochondrial matrix. Gene Ontology annotation, biological process: L-arginine biosynthetic process.
AGUUUAUUUUAUACGUUUCUUGCUUUGGAGUCUUUUUGAGCAAAUAUUUUUCGUUUUAUCAAAGAUUCUUUUUCCCUUAUGUCGCCAAAUAUUGUGCUUGUUUGUCGUGAAAAUCGACAUCAAUUGAUAUCAUCAUGGACAAAUUGUGUAGACGAAGCGUGAAAACGUUGUCAUGUUGUCGUUUUACGACAGCUUCUGCCACGUUUGCCCUAAAUACGGCGCUUCCAACUGAUUUGAGGCGAUUCUUAGAAGAGGUUGGAAGUGAUCCGAAGGAGGCAAGAUUUUGGUUAAGACAAUUCCAAUACCAGGCGAAUGACCCUAAGCAUCCAUUUGCUGUGUUGCAAGCUGGAUCUUCUAUUCUUCACAGCAAGGAGGCAGUGAAGAUUUUGUGUUCCUCUCUUUCGUUUCUCAAUCGAAAUGGUAUGCCAACUGUCCUAGUGUAUGGCCCAGAUCAAGACUCUUGCAACAAUGAGAAGUUAUUUCACCUGGCACAGCAGCUGCAACAGCAGGAAAUGCAACUGGUCGACUGCCUUGAAAAGUUCUGUCAUGCGGACACGCGGGCAUUUUGCGGAGCAAGUGGCAUUCUCCAGAGCCAGAAGUCUCACUCAAGAUUGCAACCUGUCAUAGAUCAUGUAAAUGCAGAUCCAAUUACAUGGACAUUUAGGUCGGGUCGUGUACCAUUGCUGACCUCUGUAUCCAUUGAACGGAGAACAGGUCGGCUCACACCAAUAUGUUCUCGACAUGUUGCCAUAAAACUAUCAGAGGUUCUUAAGCCUAUGAAAGUGAUUUUCCUAAAUGAAACUGGUGGCCUGUUUGAUGAACAUGGAAAAGUUAUUUCUCAUAUAAGAAUCCCAGGAGAUAUUCAAAACAUUUCACAAGAAUCAUGGUGUACAACUGACAUAAAAAACCAGAUUGAUGAAAUUGCUUCCCUCUCAAAAGAUCUGUCAAAGCAAACUCAACAGACGAAAACUGAAGCAAUCCAUCGGUACAAGUCGUUGGAGGAAGUUAAUGUCCCAAAGACUGACGAAACUCUUAACUCAGUCCUUCAAAAAGCCCUGAAACCAGAAUAUAUGACAGUUGUGCAAGAGUAUUUACAGAGUGUUUAUAUAUCAGAAAAUUACACUGCGGCUGCUAUUGUUAUUCAUGACAGAGAAAAAAGUGAAAUACCAUAUCUGGAUAAAUUUGUGAUAUCAUCCGCAUGUCAGGGUCAAGGAACAAGUGAUGAUCUAUGGAACCAUUUAACUCAAGAUUUUUCAAGUUUGUUCUGGCGUUCUCGUGCGACAAACAGGAUCAAUCCCUGGUAUUUCAUCAGGGCAGAUGGAAGCUGGACAAAUGGAGACUGGAUAAUAUUUUGGUAUGGUGUUGAUGAACCUAGAAUCUCUCAUGAUCUUGUAGAAUUCGCUGGAACAUUGCCUGAAUCCUUUGACCCAAUCGCAAACCAUGAUGUUACAAUGAAGUCAGAAAAUAGAUCAACCACAAGCUACAUACAAUUGUCUGAAGAUCUUGUUCGUAAAAUGAUCAUAUUUGUCAUCUACGGGAAAAAAAUAGACUUACUAUAA